GUUUUGUCAAAAAUUUAGUGUAAACACAGAAUUUACGACAUCAAGUAAAUUUGAAAUCAUUUGUCUUGUUUAUUACUUACUAAAUGUUAAUAAUAAUAUUUUAACGAUAGAAUAGUUGUAUUUUAAGGUGUCCCACCCCUAAGCAUAGGUAUAAACUAACCAAGCCACUUGUUUAAAAGGAAUUGGGUGUUGGGAAUUGGUCUCACAAGUCUCAAGAAUAUUGUAAAAUAUAAACAGUGUCCAGAAUCACAACAAUGAACAUGUUUGGGUUGAGUGUGUCUACGAAUAUGGAGGUGCCAUAUCUACUGUCGGCGUUUCCAUCACCGGACUUUGGACCAGGAGUGGAGUAUCCGAAUUAUAAACAGUUUUAUGAUACAACACCACAAUAUAACAGGACGACGAUGGGCUACGAACAACCUUCAAUGAACUUUGAAAAUAUGUCAGCUAACUUUAAAACGCCUGCAAGGACUUAUGAAGAUUCCAAUGAAGAAGAUUAUGUUCCUUCCAAACAGGAAACCAGUGGGAAGUCUACACAAUCUGCCGUCAAAUCAGCAGUGUCUGAAAACCGUACCAUUAGAAGUAAUGGUAAUUCCACUCAGGCUUCGAAUUUACAUGAAAGAGCCUUACAAAACAAAAAUGAUUACAAUGCUCCUGCAGUUCAGAAUUCUAUUAAUAUUGGUGGCAGUUCCACUCAACCUUUUGAUUUAUAUGCGAAGGCAAACAAUUACUACAGCCUUGAACUUCAAAAUUAUUCCAACAUCAAAUCAGCAACUAUUACUAGCAGCUCCGCUAACCCAAUACAAGGCCGGUCAGGCCUUGGAGGUCCUCCUAUGAGUUCGUCAAGCUCCACAUCUAACCCAACACGUCCAAUUCCCCAAUACGCACCAACAGCUGGAUUAACAUUGGAUGUUUCUAAAACAGGAAAAGCUCUUGCACCUCCCUCACCUCCAAACACACCAUACUCAGCUCUGAGCAUGCUGGGCAGCAUCGCCAAAGGGCAAGGCUCGCAAUCUUGCAUCGACGAAAACCUCCUGCCUCCGUUUCCGGACUUGUUUGCCACCCAACCAGUUCUCUAUCACCCCCUUUGGGGAACGUUCCCUUCUGCUGCCAUGAACAGGACUAGCCAGGUGCAAGGAAGUGGUGCCCACAAGUAUAAAACUAUCCAACCAAGAUAUGCUCCCUAUUAGUUGGAUUUCAUCCAAAAAUUAUUUGUUGGUUGUGUUUACGUGACUGCUGUACUCCGGAUAUUCAAUUUAUUUUUACAACUGUGACUUUUUUACAAUUGUUUUAUUGUAAUUUAUUAAUAAAAUUCCUGUCGUUUUAA
This is a messenger RNA of Aethina tumida (small hive beetle), 1324 nucleotides long. RefSeq lists its product as uncharacterized. The transcript is spliced from 2 exons. Lineage: Eukaryota; Metazoa; Arthropoda; Insecta; Coleoptera; Nitidulidae. The record is from RefSeq and is a predicted model, not a curated record. The coding region runs from base 255 to 1187 and encodes 310 amino acids.